AAGGCAUUGAAGUGGGGCCCCAUUCGUACAAAUCCAGUGGGGCUACCUUAACACAGUUUCUGUAAUAGAAAUUACACAGAAAAAGAGAAAAAAUAAUGACUGUAGAGAGAGAGAGAAAGAGAGUAUUGAUGUGAGAGAGACAGGAGAGUUUGGCAUCUCUCUCUCUCUCUCCUCCCAUCCUUGUCCGUCCACCGAAUACUCCCUCCUGAGAAUCAGAAAAGCCCACCACUCUCUUUUAGGGUUUUCAGCCUUUUAUUUUUUUUUUUUUGAAAAACAACACGAAAAUGAAAGUUGAGGUAAAGGUGUUGAAUAUUUCAACAAGCGAAAGGAAAUGGUAAAGCUUGUAUUUGUGCCAUAUAAUUCUACUUUAGGCUUUUUGAGAAAUGAACCUGCAUGAUUCUCUGGUUACUAGUGUCUUUCCUCUGUGGUGCUGAAGUCGAGUGAUUAAUCACACGGCAAGUUGGUCCAAGUAAUGGGUUCUUUUCAUGGGAAUUGUGAGAUACUUGAGGUAGAGGAUGAACAGAGUAGAGCCCGAUGGCCACAAGCAUCCCAGCAAGUAAGAGGACAGGACGGAGAGCAGAAGCCUCCGAUCUGGAAAAAAGGGUCCAACAACUAUUUGGAAGAUGAUAUCAACAGGCUUUUUGAAGCAGUCAAUCUCAGAACAUCCAAGAGUCUGGAUCUCUCAGACUCGAGGAGGAAUGCUUCAAAGAAGCCGAUGCGGGCUACUGGUUCUCAUUCACCUGUAAUUGGAUUUUCCGAGCCCGUCUCUCUGAAGCAGGCUUUGAGGGGCAUGUGCAUUUCUCAGGCAGCAGAGAUGGCUGCCGUGAAACGGUUGUCGCUGCCAGCAUCUCCUAGAAUCUCAGAAGCUGGGAAAAUCACUAAUAUGUAUAGGUCUGUCGUAGUCGAAACUGGUUGCUCCCUAGUUGGAGGUGGAGAACAAAGGAUAGAGAUUUCUUUGGUGCCAGAAGAAAGCACCUCAAGUUCUUCUCGUACAGUGUCUCGGUUGGUUCAAGAUUCUCUGGUGAAGUCACCAACCCAAAGUUCGAGCCCCUCUCCUACUUCCGGUGCUAAACCAGUUAUAAACAUCAAACAUAGUUCCAAAGACUCGGGUCAGCCACCGGCUGAAUGUAGUGAUGUUGGAUUAUCUCUAGUAGAAGGAAAUAUAGCUACAAGUUCUACCAAUAUGCCAUCUUCGCACCUUCAAGAGCCAAAGCAUAAUGAGAUUGGACCUGCUUUAGAAGUUGAUAAACAGUUGCUAGGAACAGGUCCAGAGGAAGAAGACUGCAGUUCAGUCUCUGCUCUGUCUCAUAAUAAUGCUCGUGAUAAUUUUUCAAAGCAAGACAAGAAAAAUUCUGGCUUCAACAAAGUAGCAAGUGUUCCAAGUAAGGAUUCUGCCACUUCGCUGAAAGUAGUAGACAAUGCUGCCCCAAAGCUGAGACGAAAAUCUAGGUUACAGACAGUAUCUUCAUCCAGUCUGGUAAAAGGCAACAGAGAUGUGAGUUCAACGAGAAACACAUAUCGUGCAGUCAAACCAGUCAUUAGAAACAAGAAUCUCAUCAUAAAGAAAUCAAAGAAGGUAGCCGCAUCAACUGAUGGAAUUUCAGAAACAUCUUUUGAAGUAAACAGUGGUCAGGACCACAUCUCUGGGCAAUUUAUCUGCCAAAGGUGUCAGUGCUCUUUGAGGGAUACAAGUAAGAAUUCUGGCAAGGAUCCCCCAGAUACUGCUCGUGCUAAAUUUUUGACAGUUAGUAUGGAUUCUGAUGCAAGCAGAUCAGAUUCAAUUCCAACUGGUUUCGUUAACCAAAAUACUUCAGUUUUUAAAACAAACAUGACCCCCAAAUCCUGUGAGAAAGGAGAUAUCUCUCUGAGCUCAAAGAGCAGCAUUUGUGAUUUUAGCAGUAGCACCACUAGUUUCAGUGAAGAGAGCAAUCUAAGUGGAUCGACUUGCAGCAGUAGACCACACAUGUCAAAGGACACAAGGUGGGAAGCAAUCAACCAUAUAAGAAAACAAUAUGGUUUUCUUGGGCUUAGUCACUUUAAUUUGUUGAAAAAACUUGGUUCUGGAGAUAUCGGUACAGUUUAUCUUGCUGAACUGAUAGGAACGAACAGCCCAUUUGCGAUAAAGGUAAUGGAUAAUGAGUUCUUAGCAAGAAGGAAGAAGAUGCCUAGGGCCCAAACUGAGAGAGAAAUUCUCAGAAUGCUGGACCACCCAUUUCUCCCCACUCUUUAUGCUCAGUUUACAUCGGACAAUUUAUCAUGUUUGGUAAUGGAGUUUUGUCCUGGUGGAGAUCUACAUGUCCUCCGACAGAAGCAACCCGGCCGAUAUUUUCCUGAGCAGGCGGCAAGAUUCUACGUAGCUGAGGUCCUUCUUGCCCUCGAAUAUCUGCACAUGCUCGGUAUUGUGUACCGAGAUCUUAAACCGGAGAACAUUCUGGUACGUGAAGAUGGUCAUAUCAUGCUCACAGAUUUUGACCUGUCACUAAGAUGUUCCGUUAGCCCAACUCUCGUCAAAUCAUCUUCAUCAGUAAUGGAGCCACCUAGGGUCUCUGGUCCAUGUGCCGGAUCAAACUGCAUUGAUCCUUUCUGCACCGGACCUUCAUGUAAGAUGUCAUGCUUUAGCCCUCGAUUUUUACCUGCUGCAACAAGAGCAAGGAAGUUAAAAGCCGAUGCUGUGGCCCAGGCAAGAUCAUUACCUCAGCUUGUAGCAGAGCCAACAGAGGCACGAUCCAACUCCUUCGUUGGCACUCACGAGUACUUGGCUCCAGAGAUCAUUAAAGGAGAAGGCCACGGGAGUGCUGUUGAUUGGUGGACACUGGGUGUUUUUCUUUACGAGCUGCUUUAUGGGAAGACACCAUUUAAAGGUGCUGGAAACGAAGAGACAUUGGCAAAUGUGGUCCUGCAGAACCUAAAAUUUCCCAAUGCCCCGAUGGUUAGUUUUCAGGCUAGGGAUCUCAUUAGAGGCCUGUUAGUGAAGGAGCCUGAGAAUCGGCUGGGAACAGAAACCGGAGCUGCUGAGAUCAAAAGGCACCCGUUCUUUGAGGGCCUGAACUGGGCGCUGAUACGCUGUGCCAUUCCACCUCAGGUUCCAGAGUUCUACGACGUUGGAAAUCCACAAGUAGCCUCUCUGGAGAAGGGGAAAAGGUUUCUGGACUAUGGCGGCACUGGAGAGCACGUAGAGUUUGAGUUGUUCUAAAGGAAACAUGUUUACUUGGGUAAUGAUGCUAUCUGUGUCCGGUGAAGGUAAUACUGAUGUUUCUUUGCUCACCCUCACCUUCCAUGUUGUAAUAUAUAUCUAGCAAAAAUUGUAGUGUUGAAGCAGAGAUCUGUUACAAGGUAUGGCACUGGAUAUUGCACAUGACAGGGACAACAGGUUUAAUACUACGAAUCAAAGGUUUCUCAUUGCUUCAGUAUAGAACAUGUAAAACCAUAAACUGAAAAUGUUGUAAUGACUACUCGUGUCGAGUGAGGUUAGGAUUUAUAUUUGAGUUGCAGAUUUUUUAAAAUAAAAU
This is a messenger RNA of Sesamum indicum (sesame), 3509 nucleotides long. RefSeq names its product serine/threonine-protein kinase D6PKL2. The record is from RefSeq and is a predicted model, not a curated record. Gene Ontology annotation, molecular function: protein kinase activity; ATP binding. Gene Ontology annotation, biological process: protein phosphorylation. Lineage: Eukaryota; Viridiplantae; Streptophyta; Magnoliopsida; Lamiales; Pedaliaceae.